CCCCUCUCAUCUUCUCUACUUCCACACUUUUCUCUCUCAAAAAACUCUUGAGAAUGAAGACUUUUUCAAGCUUCUUUCUCUCUGUAACAACUCUCUUCCUCUUCUCCUUCUUUUCUCUUUCAUUUCAAGCUUCACCAUCUCAGUCUUUAUACAGAGAAAUCCAUCAGCUUAUAAGCUUCAAAAACGUUCUUCCUGACAAGAAUCUUCUCCCAGACUGGUCUUCCAACAAAAACCCGUGUUCUUUCGAUGGCGUUACUUGCAGAGACGACAAGGUUACUUCGAUUGAUCUCAGUUCCAAGCCUCUCAACGUUGGAUUCAGUGCCGUGGCUUCAUCUCUUAUGUCUCUCACCGGAUUAGAGUCUCUGUUUCUCUCAAACUCACACAUCAAUGGCUCCAUUUCUGGCUUCAAGUGCUCUGCUUCUUUAACCAGUUUGGAUCUAUCAAGAAACUCUCUUUCGGGUCCUGUAACGACUCUAACAAGUCUUGGUUCUUGUUCCGGUCUGAAAUUUCUUAACGUCUCCUCCAAUACUCUUGAUUUUCCCGGGAAAGUUUCAGGUGGGUUGAAGCUAAAUAGCUUGGAAGUUCUUGAUCUUUCUUCGAAUUCGCUCUCCGGUGCUAACGUCGUUGGUUGGGUUCUCUCCGAUGGCUGUGGAGAGUUGAAGCAUUUAGCGAUUAGCGGAAACAAAAUCAGUGGAGACGUUGAUGUUUCUCGUUGCGUGAAUCUCGAGUUUCUCGAUGUUUCGUCCAACAAUUUCUCCACUGGGAUUCCUUUUCUUGGAGAUUGCUCUGCUCUGCAACAUCUUGACAUCUCCGGGAACAAAUUAUCCGGCGAUUUCUCCCGUGCUAUCUCUACUUGCACAGAGCUCAAGUUGUUGAACAUCUCCGGUAACCAAUUCGUUGGACCAAUCCCUCCACUGCCGCUUAAAAGUCUCCAAUACCUCUCUCUGGCUGAGAACAAAUUCACCGGCGAGAUCCCUGAGUUUCUCUCCGGCGCGUGUGAUACACUCACUGGUCUUGAUCUCUCUGGAAAUGGUUUCUACGGUACGGUUCCUCCAUUCUUCGGUUCUUGUUCUCUUCUGGAAUCACUCGCGUUGUCGAGUAACAACUUCUCUGGCGAGUUACCGAUGGAUACGUUGUUGAAGAUGAGAGGACUCAAAGUACUUGAUCUGUCUUUCAACGAGUUUUCCGGCGAAUUACCGGAGUCUCUGUCGAAUCUUUCCGCUUCGUUGCUAACGUUAGAUCUCAGCUCCAACAAUUUCUCCGGUCCGAUUCUCCCGAAUCUUUGCCGGAACCCUAAAAACACUCUGCAGGAGCUUUAUCUUCAGAACAAUGGCUUCACCGGGAAGAUUCCACCGACUUUAAGCAACUGUUCUGAGCUCGUUUCGCUUCACUUGAGCUUCAAUUACCUCUCCGGGACAAUCCCUUCGAGCUUAGGCUCUCUGUCGAAGCUUCGAGAUCUGAAACUAUGGCUGAAUAUGUUAGAAGGAGAGAUCCCUCAGGAGCUCAUGUAUGUCAAGACCUUAGAGACUCUGAUUCUCGACUUCAACGAUUUAACCGGUGAAAUCCCUUCCGGUUUAAGUAACUGUACCAAUCUGAACUGGAUUUCUCUCUCGAAUAACCGGUUAACCGGUCAGAUUCCAAGAUGGAUCGGUCGGUUAGAGAAUCUCGCUAUCCUCAAGCUGAGCAACAAUUCAUUCUCCGGAAACAUUCCGGCUGAGCUCGGCGACUGCAGAAGCUUAAUCUGGCUUGAUCUCAACACCAAUUACUUCAACGGAACGAUUCCGGCGGAAAUGUUCAAACAAUCCGGGAAAAUCGCUGCCAAUUUCAUCGCCGGCAAGAGGUACGUUUACAUUAAAAACGAUGGGAUGAAGAAACAGUGUCACGGAGCUGGUAAUUUACUUGAGUUUCAAGGAAUCAGACCGGAACAACUUAUCCGGGUUUCAACGAGGAACCCUUGUAAUUUCACCAGAGUCUAUGGAGGUCAUACUUCGCCGACGUUUGAUAACAACGGUUCGAUGAUGUUUCUGGACAUGUCUUAUAACAUGUUGUCUGGAUACAUACCAAAGGAGAUUGGUUCGAUGCCUUAUCUGUUUAUUCUCAAUUUGGGUCAUAACUUUAUCUCUGGUUCGAUUCCUGAUGAAGUAGGUGAUCUGAGAGGGUUAAACAUUCUUGAUCUCUCAAGCAAUAAGCUCGAAGGGAGGAUUCCUCAGGCUAUGUCAGCGCUUACUAUGCUUACGGAAAUCGAUUUGUCGAAUAAUAAUUUGUCUGGUCCGAUUCCUGAGAUGGGUCAGUUUGAGACUUUUCCACCGGCUAAGUUCUUGAACAAUUCUGGUCUCUGUGGUUAUCCGCUUCCGCGGUGUGAUCCCUCAAAUGCAGACGGGUAUGCUCAUCAUCAGAGAUCUCAUGGAAGGAGACCAGCGUCUCUUGCUGGUAGCGUGGCGAUGGGAUUGUUGUUCUCUUUUGUGUGUAUAUUUGGGCUGAUCCUUGUUGGUAGAGAGAUGAGGAAGAGACGGAGAAAGAAAGAGGCGGAAUUGGAGAUGUAUGCGGAAGGACAUGGAAACUCUGGCGAUAGAACCGCUAACAACACCAAUUGGAAGCUGACGGGUGUGAAAGAAGCCUUGAGUAUCAAUCUUGCUGCUUUCGAGAAGCCAUUGCGGAAACUCACGUUUGCAGAUCUUCUUAAGGCCACAAACGGUUUCGACAACGAUAGUCUGAUUGGAUCCGGUGGGUUUGGAGAUGUUUACAAAGCGAUUUUGAAAGAUGGAAGCGCGGUGGCUAUCAAGAAACUGAUUCAUCAUGCAAAACUGCGGAUUAGCGACGUGUUUGACCCCGAGCUUAUGAAGGAAGAUCCAGCAUUAGAGAUCGAACUUUUACAACAUUUAAAAGUUGCGGUUGCGUGUUUGGAUGAUCGGGCUUGGAGACGACCGACAAUGGUACAAGUCAUGGCCAUGUUUAAGGAGAUACAAGCCGGGUCAGGGAUAGAUUCACAGUCGACAAUCGGAUCAAUAGAGGAUGGAGGGUUCAGUACAAUAGAGAUGGUUGAUAUGAGUAUUAAAGAAGUUCCUGAAGGCAAAUUAUGAGAGUUAGAAACAGAGCCAAAGCAGAUUCUUUGAACAUCAAUCAUCUAAGGGUCAGUCCGAUUUUCCUUGGGUCU
Molecule: messenger RNA, 3154 nt
Organism: Arabidopsis arenosa
Lineage: Eukaryota; Viridiplantae; Streptophyta; Magnoliopsida; Brassicales; Brassicaceae
Source: the annotation of a GenBank genome assembly